Molecule: messenger RNA, 939 nt
Organism: Closterium sp. NIES-65
Lineage: Eukaryota; Viridiplantae; Streptophyta; Zygnematophyceae; Desmidiales; Closteriaceae
Source: the annotation of a GenBank genome assembly
AUGGCCUCCCCUAGCGUUCUCACCUUUGACGCUGAGGGUCGGGCAGUUGACUUCGAGGUCUGGGUAGAUGAUCUGCAGCUUUUCCUACAGUGCGAUAGGGCGGACGGCCUCUCCCUCUUUGACAUCACUUCGGGUGACUCUCCUGCCCCUGCUGCUGAUGCUGACGCCACUCUUCGCUCACAGAGGGCCACGCACGAUGCUGCUGCUCGCCUUGCUGUGCGUCGACACUUACCGACCACUGAGCGUGCACACUUUAGCCAGUACAAGAGUGCUCACACCUUGUACGAUGCUGUAGUUCCCCACUACUCUUCCCCUGCCACUGCUGCACUGAGCCGCCUCAUGCUACCGUACCUCUUCCCUGGCCUUGCUACCUUUCCCACAGUCGCUGACCUCAUUACGCACCUCCGCAGUAGUGACACUUGCUACCGCGCUGAGCUUCGUGCUGAGUUCUGCGCCAAGAACCCCCCCCCCCCCCCCAUGUACAUCACCCUCUACUACAUAGUCACCCGGCUCCCUGACUCUCUUCGCGUAGUCAGGGACCACUUCCUCUCAGUUUGCCCCACCACUCUCACCGUUGACCUCCUCGGGAAGGCCCUUUUAGCAAUAGAGAAGAGCAUAGUCGCUGUAGGAGCCUCUCGUGGUGACCCUCGCACCCCCAUCUUUGAGGGGUGUUCUCCCUCCCCCCUCUUGCCCUCUGUUGCCUCUUCUGCUGCGGCUGACCUCGUUGUGGUGCCGGGGGUGGCGGCGGCGGCGGCAGCAGUGGAGGAGGCGGAGGCGGUGGAGGUGGCGGAGGGAGCGGAGGCAGUGGAGGUGGCGGAGGAGGCGAAGGUGGAGGAGGCGGCGGCGGCAGCGGCGGCGGCGGUGGUGGAGCGGGUCGCGACUCUGCAUAGAGGAGUGGCUCAGGUGGUGGUCCGCGCCAGCAGCAGCAGAGUGGUGUGA